This is a messenger RNA of Aplosporella prunicola CBS 121167, 342 nucleotides long. RefSeq lists its product as uncharacterized. The coding region runs from base 42 to 305 and encodes 87 amino acids. NCBI's taxonomy places the organism in Eukaryota, Fungi, Ascomycota, Dothideomycetes, Botryosphaeriales, Aplosporellaceae. The transcript has a single exon. The record is from RefSeq and is a predicted model, not a curated record.
GGGGGGGGGGGGGGGCCGGCUGCUGCACUUGCAGACCGGUCAUGGCAAGGGUUCCUCCUUGUCUGCUCAUCAAUCCGCUCCCCGCUGGCGCGUCUCCCGUCAUGCCUAUCCCUGCCCCUCCGCUCCUGGAGAAAUGGAAGGACGACGGAAGACGGAAAAGAAGCCCUUGCCCGCCUCUUGCCGCCGCCCUAAUCCGCACUUCCCACCUGCCUGUUUGCUUGUCCGCCCAGACUCUGGAUCCAAUAGCCCAAAAGCAAUGGAAUCAAUCACACGAGCUGCGCCGUACCGGAAUUCACCGAUCAUGAGAUGAGACAGAAGUGCAGCAAAAUAAAAAACAAAAAA